GUUAGUCCAUCUUCACCACCAUGGCAUUUUUAAAGUUAACCGGUAUGUUUUUGUGCCUGCACCUCGUCGCGGCCGGCACGCUGCCCAAUCAGGGCGACGAACCUCGCGGCAAUUCGAUACAAACCGAACACGACCUGUUGGAGUCCAUCUACAGCGACUGCCUACGCAAGGACUCGAUGUCCUGUCUCAAGUACAAAGUUUUCAAUUUCGUCGACAAAAUGCUCGGUCAUCGAGAUACGAUUACAGUGACCGAGGGUGUGCAGUUUGUCAAAUCGGGCGGUGAUCAAGACGGUGCUCCACGUGCUAUUUCCAGUGACGAUACCAUCGAAUCGGUCAUCUUCAGCAGGAUAGCGGGAUUUUUGGAAUCGCACACCCUUAAAAUCGAUCUCAAAGGCAGCGAAAUCGUCAACGCUGUUUCUUCAGGCGCAAGAUCCUUAAACGAUUACGCAGAAACUUUGGAACAAGAAGAAAACUCCUUAGACGAUGACCAAGGUGAAGGUAGGAAGAAGGGCGGCGGAAAGAAAGGAAAAGGAAAUAUGGGAGGAAUAAUGGCUUUAGUGGCACUCAAAGCAGCCAUCUUCGGUAAAUUAGCACUAGCAGCCAUUGCUUUAAUCGCCGGAAAAGCGCUCCUCAUCGGUAAAAUCGCUUUAGUCCUUUCAUCGAUCAUCGGACUGAAGAAACUCCUUGGAGGCGGCGGUGGACAGAAACACGUUACCUACGAAGUAGUACCUCACGCUCAACAUUCCUCAGCGCAUAUUGCCACGCACGAAACCGCUUACGCAGGCGGUUCAGGACACGGAGGCGGCUAUGGUGGUGACGUAGGAGGCGGUUACGGAGGCGGCGGCGGUUCCGGAGGAUGGGGACGGUCCCUUGAUGCUCAAUCUCUGGCCUACCGGGGACACCAGCCACAAGUGAAACAAUCGUGAGGAACUGAUGAUGGUUCACGUACCUGCCAAAACUCAGCGAGCUUAGACUAAGUCAUUGAAAGAACGAUACACUUAUUUUUAUGUUAAUUUAUUUUUUUAUAGAUUGUCUUACGACAUUUGAUGGACAAAGACUUGUUUUUACCAGUUACUCAGAUUUCUGAGUGGAU
Psylliodes chrysocephalus is the source of this 1093-nucleotide messenger RNA. Lineage: Eukaryota; Metazoa; Arthropoda; Insecta; Coleoptera; Chrysomelidae. The record is from the annotation of a GenBank genome assembly.